AUGAAACGACGGGAACGAAAACAUGAUCAUCAAGAAUUAUUUUGCAUUGGUGGUACUAUGGCUGAUAUUUAUCCAGGAUCUGAUUGGAGUUUUGUCUAUGGUUUAGCAUCAGUCGACGAUGGUUUAAUACAAGGUGAUGAUCGUGUUUUUAAAGUUGAAAAUUACCAAAGAAGGUCAAAAAUUCUCUAUUUUUAUACAAUAUAA
Molecule: messenger RNA, 204 nt
Organism: Rotaria sordida
Lineage: Eukaryota; Metazoa; Rotifera; Eurotatoria; Philodinida; Philodinidae
Source: the annotation of a GenBank genome assembly